AGAGGCCGAGGUUUCCGGGUUGGCUGUGGAUGAGCCGGGGAGCUCGAGCGGCGGCCGCGGGGCACAGCGAGCCCGAGACUGAGGCCCUGAGCAGCAGCCGACACCCCCCGCCCACCACCAUCAACCGCACACUCCACACCGGCAGCGCCCCCACCCGCCCCGAGCAUGUGAGCGGGAGAGAGUUAUAUGAGUGACUCUGAACAUUACGUGAAACACUACAGAGACUGAAGCAGCCGGCAGUGGGAAAGCAUGCCGAUCCCUCCACCCCCUCCACCCCCUCCGGCUGCACCGCCUCCACCUCCAAACUUUAACCAGGCGAAUUCUGCUCCACCGAAAUUAAGCCGAGAUGAACAGCGUGGUCGAGGAGCGUUGUUAAGUGACAUCUCGAAGGGAGCCAGGCUACGAAAAGUGACAAAUGUAAAUGACAGAAGUGCACCAGUUAUUGAAAAACCUAAAGGAGGCGGAGGAGGAGGAGGUGGGGGUGGCGGCGGAGGAGGAGGAGGAGGAAGAGGUGGUGAUGGUGGUGGAGGCGGUGGGUUUGGUGCAGGCCCAGUGUCUGGAGGGCUGGGUGGCUUGUUUCAGGGUGGAGUUCCUAAACUUCGACCAGUUGGAAACCGAGACAAUUCAGAUUCCUCCAGUAGAUCUGCUCUGCAUCCUCCUGGGUCGAGAUUGGCUGCUCCCCGACCUCCUUCUAGCAGUAACCGCUAUAGCGAUGAUUCUGAUUCCCAGAGCAAAGCUUCUCCUCCAGAGCUUCCAAGGGCGCACCGGCCUUCCUUACCGGAUCUUUCCAGCUCAUCCCGCCCCAGCAGCGGGGGAGGAGUGAAGCACAGUGCGUCAGCACCGCACCCGCCUCCCCCCGUGGGAAGACGUGGAAACCUGCCUCCUGCCCCACCACCGGGUCACAGCAGCAGAACUCAUUCCAGUGCGUCGUACAACAGAGAAAAGCCUUUGCCUCCUACCCCAGGACAAAGGACUCCCGGCAAUAGGGAUGGACUUCCUGUACCUCCUCCUGUCAAGCCUCCCCCCUCUCCUCGGCCCGGUGGUCACAUUCAGAGCCAGCCUCUGCCACCCCCUCCCCCACCUUACCGUCUACCUCCCCAUUCACAUAACGGCCCCUCCAACUUCGCGAACGAGGCAGCCCCGGAAUUGCCACAGAGACACAAUUCAUUGUCACGCAAAUCAGGCGGCAUGAUGAGGGGGAACGCCCCACCCCCACCGUCUCCGUCUCCUCAGAAUCGACCACCGCCACCUGCCAGAGAGCCGCCAAACCGAGGUGCAGCUCCGCUCCCACCGCACGCCAUGCGGAAUGGAGCGCGAGAAGCCCCUCCUCCCCCUCCGUACAGGACGCCCACAUCGGACCCCCCGAAUCGCGGCAAGCCCCCGCCCCCUCCCAUGCGAAUGCCUGCGGCUCCCCCUCCCCCACCCCCGCCGAUACGGAAUGGACACAGGGAUCACGUGGGCUCAGCUUCCAAGUCAUUUCUAGAUGAUUUUGAAUCAAAAUAUUCCUUUCAUCCAACUGCUGAUUUUCCAGCACCUGAUGAGUAUCGGCACUUCCAAAAAUCGUAUCCAAGUAAGAUGAACAGAGUUGUCCGUGGGGCUCCUCCUCUGCCACCUGUUACAAGGUGAUGUGUGACCCUGGGUUUGAAGACUGACACUUUCCUCCCCUUCCUUUCCCAGUAUCCAGCACGAGCUCCUAUUCUGCUUCAUUUCAUUGAGGCAAAACUUCAGAUCUGCUUAAAGCUUGCAUUCUGUUCUGAGAUUCCGGAGUUUCGGAUUAUAUAGUCUUUGACCAUCACAUCUUCCAGCUUCAAGCGAUGUCCUUGCAAUUAAGUGGAUGUAAUGGAAACCUGACUGGAAUGUCAGGAUUAUUUUUUUAAAUUGAGGGGUUGUGAGAUGUUUACAACUACCAAAGAUCUAAGAAACCAGUCAAGCUUCACUCCUGAUGAAACGCGUGGAGUUUUCUUUGGAGAGAGGGUAGGGAACCAGACAGGUGACUGACCAGGGUAUUUGUGUCCUGUCCGGUGGGUAAAUGUCCAUUUGAACAUAUUCUUGGACCUCUGGUAAUGGUAAAAUCACAGAACACUAUUGGGGUAAAUAUAGGCCAACUGGUGAGACUAAAAAUUCCCAUAGUACAUGUAACUUUUAAAGUUUUUAUUCCAAUAUCUAGCUGGUCCUUUGCCUUAUACACUAUCGUCAUUGUUGUCAGUACCAGAUUUAUAAUAAUGUAUUUACUCAAGUACGACACAUACUAGUAAUCAUGGGGAUGAUUUUCUUUUGUACAGAGGUUGUAAAUUAGUUGGGGUGGGCUUGAUGGAAGACACUACUUUCUCAAAUGACUGCUUGUUUGGUUACGUGACCUGCCACGGCUUUUGUUCAGCAUGAGCAGCACAGCUCAUGUUGAGGAUUGCUGCUGUAGUCGCCAUGCCUGGCCAGGAGCCAGGAACAAAGUACCUCUCCUGACGACGUUGGUACGAGUUGUGUAUCCUCCUGGGGAACGGGAGGCUCGGCUGACAUGUCCUGGCUCCUGCUGGGAACAAGCGAUGUGAAAUGCACUGUGCAUUUUUAGCUAACUUCUGGGCCAAAGCACUUUGAAUUUGGUGGGGUAUUUUGUGUGUUUGUCUGUUUUGUGGUACUUUUCCGCUGUUCCCGGGCACCCUCUGCGCUUCCCUACACCCGUCAUGUGGAGUCUGCAGUACCAGCGAGUCCAAAUCUAUCUCGAUAGGAACACCGACAUUCCCUCCCUCCCUCCCUCCCCCCGUGUAAAUAUUCUCUCACUGGGUGACCCCUGACCUUGCGAAGACGUUGAGCAGUCCUAUAGACAUCAAUUUCUGAUGCAGUUUAACAUUCAGAAUUUCUGAAAGAUUAUAGUCAAUGUAUAAAGGAGGGGUAGAUUAAAUAAAACUGUGCCGAUUAAUCGAUUUAUAAUCAGUCGGUUAAUUCUCUUGAUUUUAAAUGUUUUAACCAAUCAAUUUUUUUUUUGUUGAGCCAACCGGUGGGGACAUGGUACAUACUAGAUGCACAUCUGAUUUGCCUGUUCAGAUACUGUUCUGUGAGAGACUUGAGACGAUGGUGGUGUGGAAACACAAAGCAUGUCAUUGGUGGUCGUUGCAGUUGACACAACAAAAUAUUUCUUCAGCUAAACAGCUGGGUGGCACCUCAGUGCUGCACCCUAAGAAGGGACGCAAGACUGCACUGGGGACCGGUUGGGUUUGUUCUGUGAGUGCAUUUACUGGUGAAGGGGAGGAGUUGUCUCUUUCUCACGCACACAAAUAACAGCCGUGUGCAAUCACCAGUCCUAGUAGCUGUUGCAUGUAUGUUUAGUGUUUGAAUGUGUAAAUGGUCUGACCACCCGAUGUGCCGUUUGAAAACAAACGAGUCCCUAUCCCGCACACUUUGCAGUGACGCACCCCACCCCCAC
Molecule: messenger RNA, 3418 nt
Organism: Callorhinchus milii (elephant shark)
Lineage: Eukaryota; Metazoa; Chordata; Chondrichthyes; Chimaeriformes; Callorhinchidae
Product: WAS/WASL-interacting protein family member 2
Exons: 8
Coding region: 250-1626 (458 amino acids)
Molecular function (GO): actin binding
Source: RefSeq, a predicted model, not a curated record